Molecule: messenger RNA, 2434 nt
Organism: Gaeumannomyces tritici R3-111a-1
Lineage: Eukaryota; Fungi; Ascomycota; Sordariomycetes; Magnaporthales; Magnaporthaceae
Product: potassium ion channel Yvc1
Exons: 4
Coding region: 278-2260 (660 amino acids)
Source: RefSeq, a predicted model, not a curated record
GUUUGUUGUUCCCUGCCCGUCCCCGCUGUCCAAGCGACGUCAUCUGAGCGAGCUCAAUGCUUGUUUUCUUGGUUUGAAACUUCGCAUCCCCAAGCACGAGUCCAAGCUCCGCCCGCAUAAACCUCGCACGCUUCCUCUUGCAACCUGAACAGAGACACUGUCGUGAACCUCGCCCGCCGCCGAGCGAGCCUGGCGCAUUCUCAUAACCCGACAGGCACACGAAAACCAAGCGUGAUAAUUGGCGGCAUAAAUCUACAGAGUAGAAUCGCUCGCCAAGAUGCCCGCACGCUCCAGGACCUGGCGGCAGUUUAUGGGAUGGGAUCACCAUCCGCGACGCGACCACCACGACUGGUGGCACGAACGUCGGCGGCUCUUGCCUCGCUACCAUGAGGCGGAAGUGCAGGUCACCAUCGCCCCGAAAGAGGUGACCAAGAUAGCUCUCCGCCUCCACCACCUGGUCAAGGAGUGCGUCCCUUGCGAGCUCGAGGAAAGCCAGAUCACCAAGCCCCAUAGCUCCGUCAUCACGAGAAAGGUCAUCAAGGCCGCCAAGGAGUCGGGCGGCCGCGAGAAUCGGGCGUGCGUCGUCUUCUGCCUGCUGGUGUGCAAGCGGUGGUUCAAGCACCAGUCUAUAGUCGAGCUCUGGGAUGCCAGUCUCCACGGCAUCCGCUCUAUCGCUUGCGAAGUCAUUGCCAAGCAAAUCAUCGAGGAGGAGGAUGACACCAACUACCUGUUGCACCAUGUGCUUUUGAGGCGGUACUCAAUCGUAAUCGACGGGGAGGAGAUGCCCCCCACCAACGUGAUCGAGAGAGCGGUCGACCUGCACGCCUUGCGCGUCAUUGGCUCCUCAGGCUACCAGAAAUGCAUCAGCUACCUCUGGAGGGGGUGGCUGAUCCAGGACGAGAACGAUCCUUCCAACUUUGUCGACUACGGCGACAAGGACAACAUCGACUUUCUCGUCCACCUGGAUCCAGACAGAAUGCGCACGCCGAAAUACCAGAAUGCCUUCCAGCUCAUCAUAUCCCUCGUCUACCUUGGCCUGUACACGGGGGCCAUAAACACCAUCAACCGGGACGGCGACCUGGACAUCGUGGAGGGCCUGCUCUACACGUUCACGCUUGGCUUCAUCUUCGACGAGCUGACAAAGUUCUGGAAGGCCGGCUACCACAUCCUUGGCUUCUGGAACGCCCUCAACGGCACCUUAUACUCCCUCCUCAUCGUCAGCCUGGCCUUGCGCUUCAUUGCCUUCAGUAAGCCGCAGGCCCCGGACGGCAGCUGGGACGACCGCCAAAGGUUCAACGAAAUGAGCUACAACUUCUUGGCUUGCAGCGCGCCCUUCUUCUGGAUCCGUCUGCUGCUCUACCUCGAUACCUUUCGAUUUUUUGGCGCCAUGCUUGUUGUGCUCAAGGUCAUGAUGAAGGAGUCCAUCAUCUUCUUCGCCCUGCUGAUAAUCAUCAUUAUCGGCUUUCUUCAAGCCUUUAUCGGGCUGGACUAUGCUGAAGACUACGUUCUCGGCGACAUCAAGUUCAUCUGCCAGGCCAUGCUCAACUCGGUCAUGCAAAGCCCGGACUUUACCGGAUUCGAAAAGUUUGGACAUCCAUUCGGCAUCAUCCUUUACUACUUCUUCACCUUUAUAGUCAUGGUCAUCCUGCUCAAUGUUCUCAUUGCGCUCUACAACUCGGCGUACGAGGACAUCUACGACAACGCCGACGACGAGUUCCUGGCCCUCUUCUCGCAAAAGACGAUGCAGUUCGUGCGGGCGCCCGACGAGAACGUCUACAUCGCGCCCUUCAACCUGAUCGAGAUCUUCGUCGUCGCGCUGCCGUUCGAGUGGUGGAUGGAGAAGAGGAGGUACGAGCGGCUCAACGACAUCGUCAUGGGCAUUAUCUACUCGCCCCUGCUCCUGAUCGCGGCCGUGUCGGAGACGCGGACGGCGCGCGAGAUCCGCGCCAACCGGCUGCGCGGCGAGGAGGACGACGACGUGGUCGAGGAGUGGGAGCAGAUGGCGGCCGAGCUCGACUUUGAGGGCGACGGCUGGAACAAGACGGUCGAGGCCGUCAAGGCCAACGUCGAGGAGGAACCGGCCGUGCUCGAGGCCCGGAAGCUGCGGGCCGAGGUCGACGAGCUGAAGCGGAUGCUGCUCGACCUGGGCAAGGCCCUCGGCACUUCCAAGGGAGACAAUGACGGGCACGCGAAAAGGGGUGACGGGGUGCAAGAGGGCGAAGGGUGGGAGUCAGGUGCUGUGACGCAGGCCCCUGAAUGAUUAUGGGACGGCCAGAGUGUCAGCGAGAAUUCGAUAGGCUGGGAGAAGGUAGGUUGGGUGCAAUGAAUGGCGGUUCACGGGAAAUGUCACUCAGCUUUUUGGGGCGUUCAUGGGCGAGCUAUGGCAGCUGAAAUGUAAACUCAAGUAGUACACGGUGACUAAAACAUCACAAGA